This is a messenger RNA of Lottia gigantea (owl limpet), 2120 nucleotides long. RefSeq lists its product as hypothetical. The coding region runs from base 16 to 924 and encodes 302 amino acids. The record is from RefSeq and is a predicted model, not a curated record. The transcript has 7 exons. Gene Ontology annotation, molecular function: catalytic activity; 4 iron, 4 sulfur cluster binding. NCBI's taxonomy places the organism in Eukaryota, Metazoa, Mollusca, Gastropoda, Lottiidae. Gene Ontology annotation, cellular component: endoplasmic reticulum membrane; lipid droplet. Gene Ontology annotation, biological process: defense response to virus.
GAAGAAAGAAAUCAAAUGCCCGAGAACCAGUCUAAAGAGCGCCAAUCAAAACCCUUAAGUGUAAAUUACCAUUUUACUCGAAGAUGUAAUUAUAAAUGCGGCUUUUGUUUUCACACGGCGAAAACUUCUUUUGUUUUGCAAAUUGACAAAGCCAAACUUGGAUUAAAAUUGCUGAAAAAAGCAGGAAUGGAAAAACUCAACUUUUCUGGAGGGGAACCAUUUCUGGAAGAUCAGGGAAGAUUUGUGGGUGAACUAGUUAAAUAUUGUAAAGAGACCCUGUGUCUUCCCAGUGUAUCUAUUGUUAGUAACGGCAGUUUGAUAAAACGGUCUUGGUUCCAACAAUACGGUAGCUAUCUUGAUAUUCUAGCGGUAUCAUGUGACAGUUUCGAUCCAGAGACGAAUAAAUUGAUUGGUCGACAACAAGGAAGAAAAUGUCAUUUAGAGAGUUUACAUAAUGUAAGAAAAUGGUGUACUGAAUACCAGGUGGCGUUUAAAUUAAACACUGUUGUCAACAGAUUUAAUAAAGAUGAAGAUAUGACAAAACAGAUCCAAGAGUUAAAUCCUUGUCGUUGGAAGGUGUUUCAAUGUUUACUACUUGAUGGUGAAAAUAGUGGUGAUGAUGCUCUGCGAGAUGCCGAACGAUUCCUGAUUUCCGACGAGGAUUUCCAGGAAUUUUUGGAUCUCCAUUCCAAUAUAGCUUGCUUAGUGCCAGAAUCCAACGACAAGAUGCAGAAUUCGUAUUUGAUCUUAGACGAAUACAUGCGGUUUCUAGAUUGUCAACAAGGAAAGAAAAUACCGUCGAAAUCCAUCCUAGAUGUGGGAGUAGAUAAAGCAUUACAGUACAGCGGAUUUGAUGAAGCUAUGUUCCUCAAGAGAGGUGGAAAGUAUAUAUGGUCUAAAGCAGACAUGAAGCUCGAGUGGUAAAACAGUCAAAAUGCUCCUUAUUGAUUAAUUCUCUGAAAUGUUUCUGAAAGCAGCUAAAUAUCAAGUAUCAGUAUCAUCUUUAAAACUGUAUAUACGGCGCCUGGUUUGAAAUACUCCAAUUCAACUGUGGUGGUAGCUUGGUAACACAGGCUAGAGCUAGUGCGAGGGUUUUUGCGUUUGCUUUGAUUCUUGAAAGCUAUGACGGUAUCGAUGUUUUAUAAUAGCAUGCUGCAUCUCUUGCCCGUACAAACGUGUUGUUGUUUAUUUUGUGAAAAUCAAGGUCGCCCCAGGAUAAGUGACGAUACGAUUUGACCAAAUAUUACCAGAACUCAAAACACUUAUAAUAAAAGCUUCAGAUUCAUAUCUCUUCCUAAUGAGAAAAAAUUAACUGAAUUUAAAACUUUUUUUAAAGCACCGUGUCCCUAGCGUUUGUUAGAUUAUUAUAUAUAUAUUUUUUGUUUGAUGUUAGAUUGUAACAAUUUUUAAUUACUAAAUUCUUCCUAUUUAAAUGUACCUUAAUUCUUUUAUCGAGUAUUUUUUAUUUAUAAUUAUAACGGUCGUUAUGGAAUGGAAUGGUGCAAAUUGAUGCUUUAAGUUUCCCCGAUACACGUUAAAUAUAUCAGUAUCAUGUGGCUUUUAAAUGAACUAUAUUUAGCGAACUUCUGAUAGAAUUCAAAUGUCUUGAACUUUGAGCCUGUGCCUGCAUGUCUCCUUCCUGUAUGGGGCUCUUUUUGCUUUCUACACAUUGAAAAUCUUUUAUCUCUUUGAACAGUGCAUGUCGUUGUGACUUGUGAGGAGCAGAAAAAGUAGGAUGUCAUUAUAUUUCUAUGGUCGAAAGCGUUUCUAGUUUUUUUUUUUAAAAAAGUAACAACGAUAAUUUCACAGAAUUAUAUUAUCUGAUUUAGAACAAUACAAUACAAUAGCAAAAACACACAAGACGAUAAAAUAAUUUUUAUAAGUAUAUGAAAACAUGUUUGAACGAUUCUGUAGGUCUACAGUCAAAUAAAUGUAAGAAACUGCACACCCUUGUGAUAUUGGUAUAAAUGACUCAAUCUUGUAUUUGCUCAAAAUAUCAAAUCCUGUUUCAGGGUUUUCAAACGCACGUAUGGGUAUUCAAAAUGGCGAAAAUAUAUCCACCGCUUUGUAUUUUGCAAUAUAUAUAAAUGAAUGCUUUGAAUGAAAACAUCUUUCAACAA